Messenger RNA from Erigeron canadensis, 1383 nucleotides. RefSeq lists its product as uncharacterized. NCBI's taxonomy places the organism in Eukaryota, Viridiplantae, Streptophyta, Magnoliopsida, Asterales, Asteraceae. The record is from RefSeq and is a predicted model, not a curated record. The coding region runs from base 266 to 1360 and encodes 364 amino acids. The transcript is spliced from 3 exons.
UUAUCAUAUCAAUUACAAACAAUCAGGGAUCAAUGGCAAAGUUCAUUAAAUUCAAUCAUUAAAAAGUGAUGAGAAUCACCAUAACCAAUGAACACUCACUAUAUAGCCUUGUUGAACCCAAAGCAAAUUAGACCCCCAACACACGCAUUUUGCUCCUAGUUUUGUGUCACUUUAACGUGGUUUGUCCCUUCUUUUAAGUUUCCAUACGUUAAUGUUUCACUUAUAUAAUAAGAUUUACUACUUGUGACAUUCGACAUAAACAAAAAUGGCUUUGUUAACAUCUCUUAUCUUUCUUUGCAUCUUCUCAUACUCUCAAGCUACUACUCCAUAUCUUGACGGACUACUUGCAAAUGGUAACUUUGAACAAGCACCAGAACCAUCAAACCUUCAGAAAACAGUGAUCAUAGGAAAGUAUUCACUGCCAAAAUGGGAAAUCUCCGGUUUGGUGGAAUACGUUUCUGGUGGACCACAGCCAGGUGGGUUCUACUUUGCGAUCCCUCGUGGAGCCCAUGCGGCAAGGCUAGGGAACGAGGCAUCAAUAUCACAAGUGAUUGAUGUGAAGGUUGGGUCAACCUACUCACUCACAUUUGCUGCAACAAGAACUUGUGCUCAAGAUGAGGUGCUAAGAGUCUCGGCUUCUGGUCGGUCUGGUGACCUUCCGAUUCAAACUCUGUAUAGUACUGAUGGAGGAGACACUUAUGCUUUUGCAUUCAAGGCAAGUUAUAAGAGAGUAAAGGUUGUUUUCCACAAUCCUGGUGUUCAAGAGGACCCUGCUUGUGGACCUCUAUUGGAUGCCAUUGCAAUCAAAGAAAUGCUGGCUCUAAGAUACACUAAAGAAAACUUGGUGAAGAAUGGUGGUUUCGAGAUUGGACCUCAUGUGUUCAAGAACUUCUCAACAGGAGUCCUCCUGCUUCCCAAACUACAUGACAUAAUAUCACCACUUCCCGGGUGGAUCAUUGAGUCGCUGAAACCAGCAAAAUACAUAGACUCGAGACACUUUCAAGUUCCACACGGGCUAGCAGCCGUUGAGUUGGUUGGCGGGAGAGAAACUGCUAUCGCGCAAAUCAUUCGCACCAUCCCCAAGAAGUUGUACAAACUAUCAUUCACUAUUGGAGACGCAAAGAAUGGCUGCCAUGGAUCUAUGAUGGUUGAGGCUUUUGCAGCAAAGGAAACUCUAAAAGUAAAAUUUGAAUCUGUAGGAAAUGGAGGAUUUAAAACUGCAAGCUUCAAGUUUCAAGCUGUUUCGGCUAGAACAAGAAUCACAUUCUAUAGUGCUUUUUAUCAUACAAAGCUUAAUGACUAUGGUCACUUUUGUGGCCCUGUCCUAGAUGAUGUCAAGGUUUUGCCUAUUUCUCACUAAAUGUGCAAAAUAUAAUUGAGCAA